AUGACCGUCCAGUCGCCGCGAGAGAUUUUCCGCUACAACCUGCGCACCUUCCAGCAUCACUAUGUCUCUGAAAUCUCCGGCUCGCUGGGCGACCUGGGGACCUUUCUCCCCAUCGCCAUUGCGCUGGCCGCCAACGGGACGGUGUCGCUGGCGAGCACGCUGAUCUUCUCGGGCAUGUACAACAUUCUGACCGGUCUGUUCUUUGGAAUCCCGCUGCCGGUUCAGCCGAUGAAGGCCAUCGCCGCCGUGGCCAUCGCCCGCAGUUUCUCGAGUGGCUCCAUCGCCGCGGCAGGCAUCUUUGUCGGCGCGUGUAUCUUCUUCUUCAGCGUGACGGGGCUGCUGCGCUGGUUCUCCAACGUGAUUCCCAUCCCAGUCAUCAAGGGCAUUCAAGUUGGCGCGGGCCUGUCGCUCAUCAUCUCGGCCUGCGGUGCCAUGCUUCACCCACUUGGGUGGACUAGUCCAUCCUGGGCUGAUAAUCGCAUUUGGGCAAUCGUGGCGUUUGUGGCGCUGGUGGUCACCAAUGUCUAUCGUCGGGUCCCAUACGCACUGAUUGUCCUGGCUAUCGGUUUGAUCUUUGCCAUCAUUCGGACCGCACUCGCGAUGCAUCUUCCCCGGUUCCAGUUUUGGCACCCAUGGGUGACCCUCCCAAGCCCCCAUCAAUGGCGGGUCGGAGCCAUCGAUGCCGGGGUUGGGCAGAUCCCUCUGACGACGCUCAACUCGAUCGUGGCUGUCGUACAUCUGGCACACGACUUGGUCCCCAAUGUCCGAACCCCGUCAAUCACUCAUAUUGGCCUCAGCGUCGCGGGCAUGAACCUUCUCGGCUGCUGGUUCGGUGCCAUGCCGGUCUGCCAUGGAUCUGGCGGCCUCGCAGCGCAGUACCACUUCGGAGCACGCUCCGGUGCGAGUGUGAUAUUCCUCGGGGUACUGAAGCUGAUCAUCGGUCUUCUCUUCGGAGAGACCCUGGUGGAUUUCCUCAAAUGCUUUCCGGCGGCUUUUCUAGGGGUGAUGGUGGUGGCAGCAGGCCUAGAGUUGGUCAUGGUGGGCGAAAGCCUGAACACAUCUGGUGCUCGCGAUCUGGGCGAAGCGAGAGGCGGAGUCUUAGGUCAUGCCCAACAGCAUCUUGGUCCGAUGCUGACGGACGAUGAGCGUAAGCGUCGUUGGACGGUGAUGAUGGUCACUGUCGGUGUUCUCGUCGGUUUCAAAAACGACGCCGUCGGCUUUCUGGCGGGGAUGCUGGCCAAUUGGGCGUAUGAUAUUCCCCUGUGGUGGGAAAAGGGCCGCAGCUACUGGUCUGAGGGACGUCUCCGCCUGAACUAG
Messenger RNA from Penicillium argentinense, 1317 nucleotides. Its product is annotated as putative sulfate/molybdate transporter. Gene Ontology annotation, molecular function: molybdate ion transmembrane transporter activity. The record is from RefSeq and is a predicted model, not a curated record. Lineage: Eukaryota; Fungi; Ascomycota; Eurotiomycetes; Eurotiales; Aspergillaceae. Gene Ontology annotation, biological process: molybdate ion transport. The coding region runs from base 1 to 1317 and encodes 438 amino acids. The transcript has a single exon.